CCAGUGAAAAACACAGCCAACCUUGCCGGUGGUGUCUAGCUGAUCCCUCCCUACACCGCGCGGAUUGGGUGCUCUUACCUCGAGCCCUGCGCUGACUGGCUCGUGUCGCUGCCACUUCAUUUCAGCCUAGUGGCGCGCGGCAGGGCGGCUACCGGCGGGCGCGUGAGCGGCGGCGGCGGCGGCGGCGGAAGUGGUCGGCGAGCCUGCUCCCCGCCGACAGCAUGAUGGGGAAACUGAGGCCUGAGAGGGGACCGCCAAAGGGUCCGGUGAAUACCGAAGAGUGAAUUCGGGCAGGGGAGUGGCUCCGAGUGCAUCCGACCCAGUCUAACUUCAUAUAUUGGAAAAGUGGAGCGACAGAGGGCCGAUCUGAGUUCUCAAAUUAAACCGGUUUUGAGAAUUACAGGACUUGCAAGGGCCUUUAGAAUGUUAGCACAGUCGUCUGUGUCUCUCAUUUUAAGGCUGGAAAAGCAGACCCAGAGAGCGGGUUUGCCAUCUCCCUGGAUCACACUGGAUGUCGUUUCUGGAGAAGGGAGCAUUUUGAGCCAGGAGUGGACUUAACUGUAUCCUUCCAGUUCGGUGAAGGAAAAUUGAGGCCCUGCCGGGAAGCCUCUCCAGGACCAUGCUGCUCUCAGAUCCUGAAAGUUCUGGAUUUAGCUUCCCCUGUCGCUGCUGAAGACGGCUCAGAAUCAUCCCAUGUUGGUGGAACUCAAAAAUGGGGAGACAUACAAUGGGCACCUGGUGAGCUGUGAUAACUGGAUGAACAUUAACCUUCGAGAGGUGAUCUGUACAUCCAGGGAUGGGGACAAGUUUUGGCGGAUGCCCGAGUGCUACAUCCGUGGCAGCACCAUCAAGUACCUGCGUAUCCCCGAUGAGAUCAUCGACAUGGUCAAGGAGGAGGUGGUGGCUAAGGGCCGUGGCCGCGGCGGCCUGCAGCAGCAGAAGCAGCAGAAGGGCCGAGGCAUGGGGGGUGCCGGGCGAGGUGUGUUUGGUGGCCGGGGCCGAGGUGGGAUCCCAGGCACAGGCAGAGGUCAGCCGGAAAAGAAGCCGGGCCGACAGGCGGGCAAACAGUGAGCCGACCCUCCGUCCGUCCCCGAGAGACUGAGCCGCCACUGAGCAUCUGGUCCCGCUCCCUGAGGCUGUGUUUCUACUCUCCAGGUCACAAGUGUGUUCAGAACAAAAAGAAGCAGGUGUUGGGGAAGAGCCCCCCUCCCCACCUGUCAUUUUGUGAUCCUUUUUACAUAAAGUACCCCCCCCUUUUUUUUAAGCCAGCAGUUCUACAGUUGGAUAUGUUAUUCGGUGUUUUUGGUUUUCUGAAGUCUCCAAGCUGACUUGAUUCCUGGAAGAGUCUGUGUUUAAUGUGUCUUUAAAGCCCUCGCUCUUGUUUUAAGGGCGGGCACUUUCCAAACAGGCUUGUUUUGCAUUUUGAGUUGGAUCCUCGUGUGGUGAACAGACCGGAGGUUUUUAUUUUAAGCUGUUUGCACUGAGAUUGACAGCCUUGGGAGUUUCCUGAAACACGGACCUCAGGAUUGCCUUUUGAAAACAAAUACGUAUGAACGUAUGCCACAGAAGCUGUUCCUGGGACAUUGCUGGGCCCUGCCCCUUUGCCUCCUCUCUCCCUGUUUGUGUCACAAGAAUAAAAACAAAUACAACUACAAACUGCAAA
This is a messenger RNA of Callorhinus ursinus (northern fur seal), 1663 nucleotides long. It is a transcript of the gene LSM4, whose product is annotated as LSM4 homolog, U6 small nuclear RNA and mRNA degradation associated. The record is from RefSeq and is a predicted model, not a curated record. Gene Ontology annotation, biological process: nuclear-transcribed mRNA catabolic process; mRNA splicing, via spliceosome. Gene Ontology annotation, molecular function: RNA binding. Lineage: Eukaryota; Metazoa; Chordata; Mammalia; Carnivora; Otariidae.